Episyrphus balteatus (marmalade hoverfly) is the source of this 731-nucleotide messenger RNA. RefSeq lists its product as uncharacterized. Gene Ontology annotation, cellular component: centriole; centrosome. The record is from RefSeq and is a predicted model, not a curated record. The transcript has a single exon. Gene Ontology annotation, biological process: mitotic cell cycle; centriole replication. Gene Ontology annotation, molecular function: calcium ion binding. The coding region runs from base 113 to 685 and encodes 190 amino acids. Lineage: Eukaryota; Metazoa; Arthropoda; Insecta; Diptera; Syrphidae.
AACUAUUUUAUCGCAUCUUUCAUUUGAAAUUUAUUUUAAACAAAAAAAAGGAUUAAGAAAUUUUUUACUUAAUACAAAGAAAUACGAAUCAACCCGAAUCAAAAACUCGAUUAUGUCUCAACAAGACGAAACUUCCUCAGUAUCGUGGUCACGAAAGUCUGAAAAACAAAAACAAUCACAAGCUCGUAGAAAAGUCGGUCCACGUCAUGAAUUAACAACCGAACAAAAAGCCGACUUGAAAUUAGCCUUCGAUUCCUUCGACACUAAUGGUACCGGUUGGAUUGGUAUUGAAGAAUUGCGUGUAGCAAUUCGUGCACUCGGCUAUGAGCCUAAAAUGGAACAAAUGAGCAAAAUGGUUGCGGAAAUUGACCGCGAUGGUAAAGGAAAAAUUUCCUUCAAUGACUUUCUUCACUUGAUGGCCAUUAAAAUGUCCCAAAAAGAUACAAAAGAGGAAAUUAUGAAAGCUUUUCGAUUGAUUGAUAUUUCUGGCAGUGGACAGAUAAAAUUUCAAGAUCUCAAACGAGUUGCUGUUGAGUUAGGAGAAUAUUUAAACGAUGAAGAAUUACAUGAAAUGAUUGAGGAAGCCGAUUCGAAUCAAGAUGGAAUUGUUACUUUUGAAGACUUUUUAAAAAUCAACAAGAAAUAUGAUGGUUUUCAAGUUGAAGCAAAUUCAAGACAAAAUUAAACCUUCCUUUAAUUUAAUAUCGAAAAUAUAAACUUUCUUUAAUAAA